This is a messenger RNA of Zingiber officinale, 2260 nucleotides long. Its product is annotated as pentatricopeptide repeat-containing protein At5g39350-like. Gene Ontology annotation, biological process: RNA modification. Gene Ontology annotation, molecular function: protein binding; RNA binding. Bases 124 to 2139 code for a protein of 671 amino acids. NCBI's taxonomy places the organism in Eukaryota, Viridiplantae, Streptophyta, Magnoliopsida, Zingiberales, Zingiberaceae. The record is from RefSeq and is a predicted model, not a curated record. The transcript has a single exon.
UCCACAUAAACACAGAACAGAAGAAAAUUCACCGAAAAAAAUUGAAAAGAACGAGUUCUUCGAUACUUUAAUUAGACUCGAACCCAAUCAAUUAGUGGAAACGAACCGGAAGAAGCCAUUUGAAUGAAUGGGCGAAUCGUCAUACACUCCCGCCUCCGCUGCCUCCUCGCCGACCCAUCGCGAUGCCUCUCCCUGGUCCGCUCCAAGUCCCCCCUCGCCGUCGCCCAGAUCCACGCCCUCCUCAUCUCUUCCGGUACCCUCUCCGUCGACUCGCCGCCCUCGCACUUCCGCCCAAUCCUCUCCCGCAUCGCCGUCCUCUACUCACUCUCUGGCCGUCUCUCCUCCGCCCGCCACCUGUUCGACCGGAUCUCCAACCCGAAUCUCCACCUUUGGAACGCGCUCAUCCGUGGCCACGCUCAGCGCGGCGGCCUUCCCCUCGAAGCCCUCCGCUUCUUCGCCAGAAUGGUUUCCUCCAGCCUCCACCCCGACCACUUCACCUUCCCCUUCGCGCUCAAGGCCUGCGCGGACCUCUCCCUCGCCCGCCUCGGCGCUCAGAUACACGGGAAGUCUCUGGCUUCCGGAUUCGCCGGCGACGACUACGUGCAGAACUGUCUGAUCGCCAUGUACAUGAGCUGCGCGGACACGGACGCCGCGGUGAAGGUGUUCAUCCUAAUGAAUCACAGAACCGUCAUCGCCUGGAACACGAUGAUAUCUGGCUUCUGCCGGAAUGAGUAUGCCGGGAAAGCACUAGAGGUGUUCGACGGAAUGAUGGAUGCUGGAGUGGAGAUCGAUGCGGCCACUGCCGUGUGCGUGCUGCCUGCUUGUGCUCAAACGGGCGACUUGCGGAGAGGGCGGUUGGUCCACCAGGUGGCCGGCGAGAGAGGGCUUCUGGACGCUCGUGUGCAGAACUCUUUGGUUGAUAUGUACGCGAAGUGUGGGUAUCUGGAAGAGGCAAGGCAGGUGUUCGAUGGAAUGCCCAACAGGGAUGUCAUCGGAUGGACUGCCAUGAUCGGAGCUUAUGCGUUGCAUGGAUUUGAAGCAGAAGCACUUUCACUUUCUCAUAUGAUGCAGGAGGAAGGGGUGAGACCCAAUUCAGUGACAAUGGCUUCUUUGCUCUCGGCUUGCUCAGCUUGGCCCUCUUUAGCACACGGAAAGUGCAUCCAUGGAUCGUGUAUAAGGCUGUGUCUCGAAUCAGAUAUCGCAGUGGAGACUGCGCUGAUCGAUAUGUAUGCCAAAUCCAGAAACUUGGACUUGUGCCACAGGGUGUUUGCAAGUCGUGCGAAGAGAACAGCGACAUGGAACGCUAUGAUAUCAGGGUUUGCAAGGAAUUCAGCGGCAAAAGAUGCUGUGGAGCAUUUCAAGCUGAUGCUAGCAGAAUCAGUGCCAGUGGAUCUAGCUACAAUUGCGAGCCUUCUACCAGCAUGCGCGGACUUGGCAGACUCGAAGCUGGCCAGUAGCCUGCACUGUUAUUUGACUAGGAUGGGUUUCACGGCAAGCAAUGAGGCUAUCACUGGCUUGGUGAACAUCUAUGCUAAGGCUGGCAAAUUGGAUGUUGCAUGGGAGCUCUUCAGUAGCCUUCAAAAUAAGGACUUGGUAUCUUGGACCGCGAUCAUUGCUGGAUAUGGGAUGCACGGGCAUGCUAUCACCGCCAUUCGGCUCUUCGAUAGGAUGGUGGAGUCCCAAGUGGCACCUAGUGAGGUCACAUUCACUUCCUUGUUAUACUCUUGCAGCCAUGCUGGCUUGGUGGACGAGGGACUGAAGUUGUUCAAUAGAAUGUUGCAUGUCCAUGGCGUGGAACAGAACACUGAUCACUAUGCUUGCAUGAUCGAUCUUCUUGGUCGGGCAGGACGCCUGCAGGAAGCAUACGAGUUGAUCAGAGGAAUGCCGUUUCAGCCAAACCAUGCCGUAUGGGGAGCUCUUCUCGGUGCUUGCGUGAUCCAUGGGAAUGUGGAGCUGGGUGAAUUAGCUGCAAAACAUUUGUUUGAGAUCGAGCCUGAGAACACAGGAAACUAUGUUCUUCUAGGAAACAUUUAUGCUGCAGCUGGAAGGUGGGAAGAUGUGGAAAGUGUGAGAGGUUUGAUGACUGGAAGAGGACUAAGGAAAGCUCCGGGAAGUAGCUUAAUCGAGGCAAAAGUAUAGUGAAGUAACAGCAAAAUGUAUUAAUUAUCUGCAAAUGUUUAGAAGAACACUCAGGAAUCAUAUUACGGCCUGAGAAUUUGUUUCUUCCUGGACUCCUGUGAAUUGGAGACAUCAUUAACCA